AUGGCAUCAGAAGCCCCAUACACAAAUAAUGAUCGUCAACCCUUAUUAGAGCAUCAAGUUACAAAAAGCCUAGCAACUUGUUCUUCUUCUCAAAAACUAUUAUACGUCAUUCUCUCUUUUGCUGCAAUAAUAUCAGCAACUCUUGUACUCUUUAGACACUCAUCAAGUGAUAUCCAAUUCUCAUCAUCAUCUAUUGUUGUUACUUUUCACUUAUGUGAUGGCAGGUUCCAAAGCAAAGCCUCAUGUUUUGCCAUGCUUACUGAAUCAAUUAAUGGAGAUGGAUUAAUUGGAAAAUCAAGUGUAUUCAGCGACUCUGAUUUUCUUCAAAUUUUCUUGGAAAAAUCUGUUUCACGUAUCUCUAAUACUAUGGAACUUGUUGACGGUUUUAACCGUCUUUCUAAUGAUUUAAAAGAUCAAGGAGCUCUGAGAAAUUGUAUCGAGUUAAUGGAUUCUUCUAUUGAUCGAGUGAAUGACUCAGUUGCGGCUCUUAAAAAAAGCACCCGGUCAAAUCAGGUAUUACUCAAUGAUGCCCAUAUUUGGCUAAGUGAUGUGCUCACUAACCAUGUAACCUGCUUAGAUGGAAUUAAUGAGGCAAAUGACUGCUUAGAUGGAAUUAGUGAGGCAAAUGAACUCGGUGAAUGGAUUCGAGUCCCUAUAGAAAUGGAAUUGAAAGACUUGAUAGCCAGGGCAGGAAUUUCUUUAGCUGUGAUAACUGAGAUUUCACUUUCUUCAAAUUCAAAUGAAGAAACUACCAGCUGGCUUGCAUCGAAAACCCUGGAACUUCCUGUAGUAUUUGGGCGGUGGUUGAGAGUUAGAGUUUUGAUUAAACUCUAUUUUGCAUAA
Papaver somniferum (opium poppy) is the source of this 843-nucleotide messenger RNA. RefSeq names its product pectinesterase/pectinesterase inhibitor-like. Lineage: Eukaryota; Viridiplantae; Streptophyta; Magnoliopsida; Ranunculales; Papaveraceae. Gene Ontology annotation, molecular function: pectinesterase inhibitor activity; pectinesterase activity. Bases 1 to 843 code for a protein of 280 amino acids. The transcript has a single exon. The record is from RefSeq and is a predicted model, not a curated record.